AAACAUAUCAACUUCCAAAAUGUUCGUUAUUGCUUUGCCUUUUCUUGUUACUAUUGUUUCUUCUACUGAACUAACUACCCUCUUGAAAGGUCGUAAUAUGACCAGUAUAGAAGAGCGCCUGUCCAAUCUGGAAAACACGCUAGAACGUCGACUACUGGCCACAGAGCGCGUGUUGGGACAGCUUCUGACUGGGAGAAGUGAUGCUGAUUUAACAAAUGUAGAUGUUCUCUCUCUUAGAUCUGAUAUCGUGAACAGCCACUUGACACCUGUGUUAUUUUCUGCAUAUAAGUCUUCUACUGAAGGCAGCAUAAGUACAAAAGUAACAAUCCGAUUCGAUAAAACGUACAUCAACCUUGGGAACCACUACCACACAGAGGAUGGUAUCUUCAUUGCUCCAGUGACGGGUGUCUACAUGUUCCACUGGACCAUUGCCACUGGUAGCAGUGCCUUCUCCACUCAGUUAAUGGUGGCUGGUACCCCCCGUGCUUCCAAUUUAAUUCCUCAUCCGGGUGGUUCAAACUCCGCUUCAGCGAUGGUAAUUAUCAACGUCACGAAAGAUGACCAUGUAUGGAUCCAGCUAUACGGUUCUUCAGAGCAUGUGUAUGGGGGUAGCAAUUCAAUCGGAUAUUCCUACCAAUCUACAUUUUCUGGAAUCUUCUUACGCAAGUCUUAGGGUCUACUUGUAGCUUGUUUUGCUACCUUAUAUUUUUCACAUACCACACAAACGUAGGUUACUAUCACUAUGACUUUGUAUAGAUACAUGUAUUAAAAAUUGUAUGUAAAAACGCAAAUAUUGAUACAACAUACCUGUCAGAUUGACUCAAAAUGUUUUUUUUCUGUGUUCAUGUCUCAUUGUCAAUACAAAAAUUAAAAUCAGACAA
Molecule: messenger RNA, 881 nt
Organism: Saccostrea echinata
Lineage: Eukaryota; Metazoa; Mollusca; Bivalvia; Ostreida; Ostreidae
Product: cerebellin-1-like
Exons: 2
Coding region: 20-673 (217 amino acids)
Molecular function (GO): protein binding
Source: RefSeq, a predicted model, not a curated record